This is a messenger RNA of Labeo rohita (rohu), 1492 nucleotides long. Its product is annotated as C-X-C chemokine receptor type 5. The record is from RefSeq and is a predicted model, not a curated record. Gene Ontology annotation, molecular function: chemokine receptor activity. The coding region runs from base 110 to 1225 and encodes 371 amino acids. The transcript is spliced from 2 exons. Lineage: Eukaryota; Metazoa; Chordata; Actinopteri; Cypriniformes; Cyprinidae. Gene Ontology annotation, cellular component: membrane. Gene Ontology annotation, biological process: immune response; chemotaxis; G protein-coupled receptor signaling pathway.
GUUGGUUGUUCAGAGGGGUUUUAUUGCUGAAACACUGCAUUCCUUUAAACCCAGAGUGAAAGACGCACAUUUCUGAAACAAUACUUUGGUCACACGCAUCAAGACAAACAUGGAUCAAAUACAAGGGAAAGUCACUUUAAAUAUUGAGGAAGACUUUUUCAGCGACUACGACAAUACGACAGAAGGACCCUCUGAUGGAGUACAGUACACCUGCAACUAUGAAAGUAACCCACUGCAUCUGUUUCACACUGUGUUUCAACCACUUGUAUAUGGUGUGGUUUUUUUCCUCGGCCUAACAGGAAAUGGCCUUCUUUUGACCGUUCUGCUAAAACGGCGGAGGAACCUCCGUAUCACAGAGAUCUACCUGCUGCAUCUGGCACUGGCUGACCUGCUCCUCCUCUUUACGUUACCGUUUGCAAUUACUGAAGGGAUAGCCGGGUGGCUUUUCGGAAACUUCCUGUGCAAGCUAGUAAGCCUCAUUAAUCGCCUAAAUCUAGUGUGCGGGAGUCUGCUUUUGGCAUGCAUCGGCUUCGAUCGCUACCUUGCCAUUGUGCACGCCAUCCCCAGUCUCCAGACCCGUCGGCCUAGGACCGUUCACCUUACCUGUGCAUUGCUCUGGCUCCUUUGCCUAUUUGUGACCAUUCCCCAUAUGGUGUUUCUGUCUGUGGAGGAAAACGAGAACAACCAUACCAGGCUUUCAUGUACUUAUGACAGCAAUUUUGGCAUCUCUGCAAACAACUGGAAGUUGACCAGCCACCUCAUCACACACCUCCUGUGCUUCUUCCUGCCUGUGGUGAUCAUGGUGUACUGCUACACUUGUGUUAUCAUCACUCUUUGCCAAAGCCAGAGAAGUCUGGAGAAACAGGGAGCAAUUCGGCUGGCCCUACUGGUUACACUGGUUUUCUGCCUGUGCUGGCUACCAUAUAACAUCACCAUUUUUAUAGAUACCCUGGUGGCGGUGAGUGCUGUGCCUGAGCCGAACUGCCAUGCUCGCAUCACACUGGAUCAGGCGACGACGGUGACAGAGAGCAUUGGCUUUUUCCACUGUUGUCUGAAUCCAAUCCUGUAUGCUUUCAUCGGGGUUCGUUUCCGAAGAGACCUCCUGCAGUUGCUAGCAAAGAUGAAGUGCCUGCGUGUAUGCCUGCCAGGUCUGCGCAUUAAAAAUGUGAACAGGGUAUCUGUCUCAGAGGCUGUUACUACCACAACAAGCAGCCAAUAUAUCUAAUGGCACCUGAACAUUUUUGUACAGUUUGUUUAUCUUAAAAUCGCCAACUAUCUGUGAUUUACAGCUUUACCUGCACACUGAGCCAAUCACUGCACAUGACUUAAAUCACAUACUGUGAGCGCAUGAAAUCCUAUAAAACUGGACAAUCUGUCAGUCAAAGGUUGAAGUUCAUUAAUAAGCACUGUACCUGAAAUGCUGUAGUGCUUUGCAUUGUUUUGAAUGGAUUAUGUUAAAUACCAGAUUAAAAAAGGUUCUGUAAACAAAUAA